This is a messenger RNA of Rhododendron vialii, 1647 nucleotides long. RefSeq lists its product as uncharacterized. Gene Ontology annotation, biological process: DNA integration. The record is from RefSeq and is a predicted model, not a curated record. Bases 1 to 1647 code for a protein of 548 amino acids. Lineage: Eukaryota; Viridiplantae; Streptophyta; Magnoliopsida; Ericales; Ericaceae. Gene Ontology annotation, molecular function: RNA-DNA hybrid ribonuclease activity; nucleic acid binding. The transcript is spliced from 3 exons.
AUGGAAUUUAGUUUUCAAUAUAUCCCUCAAAAAGCCGUGAAGGGCCAAGCCUUAGCAGAUUUUCUCGCUGAUCAUCCAUGCAUGGAUAUCGAUGAUGAACCUGAACAAGGACUGAACGCUCUUGAAAUAUCACUCACUCCUUGGACGCUGCUUUUUGAUGGAUCACGGACUCAGGAGGUCUCAGGCUGUGGAGUAAUUAUCAUCUCUCCCCAAGGCUUGAGGAUUGAAUUGUCUUUUCAAUUUGAUUUCUCAUGUACAAACAAUCAAGCUGAAUAUGAAGCGGUUGUCAUAGACCUUGAAAUUCUUAGGGAUCUAAAGGCCAGAGAAGUGCAAGUUAUUGGGGAUUCAAACCUUGUUAUCAGUCACUUGGCAGGGACAUUCAAAUGCUAUAGUGAGGACUUAGCCCCUUAUUAUAUGGUAGCCAUGCAAUUAAUUCAAGAUUUUGAUAAUGUCACGGUCAAACACGUCUCAAGGAGAGAAGAGUCAGAUGAUGAGCUCGAGAACGAUUGGCAUACACCUAUUAUUUCUUUCCUCAAGAGGCCCCAUCAUAGAGCCUCUAUGAAGGUAAGGAGAAGGGCUAUGAGCUAUGUCCUCGUGGGUGAUGAAUUAUACAAGAAAAGCUUUGAGGACGACUUACUUUUAAGGUGUUUAGGGCACCCUGAGGCCAUGAGGGUUAUGAGUGAGCGUGUUCCUGCGGCUGAUUAUCAUGCUGUGGUCAAACCUUCGCCAUUUAGAGGCUGGGCCCUUGAUCUAAUUGGAAAAAUUUAUACGCCCUCUUCUGGAAAUCAUACUUACAUCUUGGUAGCCACAGACUAUUUUACUAAAUGGGCAGAAGUGGUCCCAUUAAAGUCCGUGGAUCAACAAGAAGUAAUCAAGGUGAUUAAGGAAAGAAUCAUUCAUAGGUUUGGGCUGCCUCAACACUUAGUUGCAGAUAGGGGUACAAUAUUCAUGGGAGAACAAGUGGUCAAUUUUGCUGCCCAGCAAAACAUCAUUAUGUCCAACUCUACUCCUUAUUAUGCACAAGGGAAUGGCCAGGCCGAAUCCACCAAUAGGACUUUGAUUAAUAUUAUAGAGAAAAUGGUGGAAAACAAUCCAAGGGCUUGGCACGAGUUACUCUUUAAGGCCUUAUGGGCCUACAGUACUUCAAAGAAGGAAGCUACCAAUAUUACCCCUUAUAUGUUGGUAUAUGGACAUGAUCCAGUCCUACCAAUGGAAGUGGCAGUGAAAUCAGCAAGGAUAGCAUAUCAACAUGGCCUCACUCCUGCAGAUUAUACUCAGGCUAUGUUGGUAGAACUUGAAGACUUAGAUGAAGUUAGGCUCGCAGCCCUUGACCACAUGUUGGUUCAGAAAAGAAGAGUUGCUAGAUCUUAUGACAAGCGUGUGAGAAAGAAGAGCUUUUCUGAAGGUGACUUAGUUUGGAAGGCUGUAUUUCCUUUAGGGGAAAAGAAUUCAAGAUAUGGCAAGUGGUCCCCGACCUGGGAAGGACCUUAUCAGAUUGCUCAAGUCCUUAGAGGUAACGUCUAUCUUCUUAUGGGCUUAAAUGGUGGUUUGUUUAAGCAUUUAACAAAUGGAAAGUACCUAAAGCAUCAUUAUCCUACUAUGUGGGAAAUGAAAGAUUUUGGGGAAAAUAUUUUUAAUAAGCCAUAG